AUGCAACACAAGGAUACGGCAGUAGCGAAGGACACAGCUAAAAAACGUUUACUGAGAAGAAAUAGUGCGCCGUCAGCUAUACAUAUAAUUUCACGAUUAGACAAAAAGUGGUCCUUCCUAUGGAAUACUAUAGAUAGACACAAUAUUGUUGAAGAGCAAGAUGAAAGUAGCGCUGCAAAAAGCGAAGAAGAACAUGAGGAUGAUUAUGAAUUGGAACAAUUACUCAACAUGAUAAGAAUACCAAUGUUCCUGGAAAAGUUCAUGCUCUUUGCACUUUUAACAAGCUUGGACUGUUUUUUGUAUUACUUUACUGUAUUACCGAUACGACUGAUAAAGGGAUAUGUAAAGCAAUUCAAGAGUUAUCGUCAGCAUUAUCGCCUGCAACAACGGUCUGGGCAUAAGAAUAAAAUACCCUUUCGAUAUAGAAUAACUUCAAGAGAAUAUAAAGAGAGAUGUAUGAUUUUUAUCAUCGUGAUUUCAUCCAUUUUGUUGAGCAAACUAGACACCUCAAAACUAUAUCACAGGAUAAAACGGCAAAGUACGAUGAAAUUGUACAUGCUAUUCAGUGUACUGGAAAUGGCGGACAAAAUGUUGGCAAGUUUGGGCCAGAGCUUAUUAACGGUUAUGCUUUCUAGGAAAAACUCGGAACGGAUAUUACUGCAUAAAUGUUUGUUAGUGUCAAUGAGCUUGACAUAUGUGACUAUACACGGCUAUGUAUUGGUUUACCAGGCCAUUUCAUUAAACAUAGCCGUGAAUUCGUAUUCCAAUGCCUUGCUAACUUUAUUACUAUCCAUGCAAUUUGCAGAAAUCAAAUCAUCGGUUUUAAAGAAAUUUGAUAAGGAGGGAUUUUUCCAAAUAACCAUUGCAGACGUAGUGGAAAGAUUUAAGUUGACCUUAUUAUUGUCAAUAACUGGCCUUAGGAACCUCCAGUCGUGGUCAUCUUCAUUAUCGAACACAAGCAUCAAUUUCUGGAGUCCACGUUCCACAUUAUCAAUCGUCAUUAACAUACUUUGUGGGCCGAUGGUAAGCGUGGUAGGGAGUGAAGUGUUAGUGGAUUGGGCAAAGCAUGCUUACAUCACAAAAUUCAAUCGGAUCCGCCCACAGAUAUAUGAUAAGUUCUAUUAUAUAAUAUACAAGGAUUAUUCUACGAGAACGCACAAAUUAGAAGAUAGAUUGGGAUUGCCUUUACCUGCAUUCGUUGUCCUUUUUAUUGUAAUGGUGAGGCCAACACUUUUUAAAUCAUCGGAACCUUCUUACCUUCCUUCGCUAUUUAGGAUCCUCUUCAUGGGGGCAUCCGUGUUUUUACUAGCAUUGUUGGCAAAAUUUACACUAGAUCUUAUUUUAAUCAAAUGGAGCAAACGGAUAGAGCAACGGUUCAGAGACCAAGCUUUCAAUACCGUUGUAACUGAAGAAGAAUACGUCCCAGGUUUACUCUCGGGCGGUAUGGGUAAAGUCGACGUGUCUACAAGAAUUGCAUUACAUUCUGAUUACAAUAAAGAGAAUCGUAUAGAGACCGAAAGUGUAUCGCCAAUGCGGAAAAGAAAAACUACUUUAACUGCUGAAUGUACUCCUCCUAGCCUAAAUGAUAUUAGAAGACAGAAAGAUUCCAAGAAUCCACGAUCGCUUGAAAAUGUCGCUCGCUAUAAAAUGGUUUCUAAAAGAAUAUGGUAA
Molecule: messenger RNA, 1671 nt
Organism: Saccharomyces cerevisiae S288C
Lineage: Eukaryota; Fungi; Ascomycota; Saccharomycetes; Saccharomycetales; Saccharomycetaceae
Gene: EMP65
Product: Emp65p
Exons: 1
Coding region: 1-1671 (556 amino acids)
Cellular component (GO): mitochondrion; endoplasmic reticulum membrane
Source: RefSeq, marked reviewed